This is a messenger RNA of Fusarium poae, 621 nucleotides long. RefSeq lists its product as uncharacterized. The record is from RefSeq and is a predicted model, not a curated record. The coding region runs from base 1 to 621 and encodes 206 amino acids. NCBI's taxonomy places the organism in Eukaryota, Fungi, Ascomycota, Sordariomycetes, Hypocreales, Nectriaceae. The transcript has a single exon.
AUGAUUGACCUGGCGGGUUCAUCACCUAAUAUCACAACCCGUCAAACUCGCAGCUCAACCCGUCAAGCACUCUCAUCAAUUGCUUCAUCCUUGGAGAGGGACCAAAACCCAGGCUCGUCCUCCAAGAAGCCCCCAAUAGGCCUGAUACCAUCCAGUUCCUUUAUAUCUCGAAUUCCUCUUCCUAUUGAAGACCGCGAUAUCCUGAUCUCUAAACGUGACUGGCUCACUUCUCACAACAUCUCCCUCCCCCAAGAUGUCCUUCAGUCCAUUGAUCUCAGCCCUGCGACAUACUGCAAUCCUGUUGACGCAACCUACGUCUUUGCUCAAGCUCAUGCGGGCACCGCAGUGUGCAUCUCCCCGGACGGUGUCCUUCUCACCUGUGCACAUUGCAUUGCAGACAAGCCCUCCAAGCUUACCACUAGGCCUUGGCAUGUUCUCAUAGCCUCAAGCGGGAGUGUUGUGUUGACAAAGGUUAUAUCGUGGGAUCCGGUGCGAGAUCUUGCACUUCUCCUUAUCGAUCAAGCCCAGUCCCCCCACAGACCUUUCCCUCACGUCCGCAUUGCAUCAUCCCCCCCCCAAGUUCAAGUCCAAGCUCUUAUGUAUAGGACAUCCUGGCUCUGA